GGAACGUAUGCUUGCUCUAUGUGGACAUCUUUAUCUCGAGUCCUUAUACAUUUCAUACACUCUCAGCCCGUCUGUAUGACUUCUGGAAUCAACAUCUUCACUUAUCACAUGGCUUUGGACAUCAAACGCGUAACUUUACGCGGUUGUUCACCCGACCAAACGGCGUAUACAGUGCGCUUGCUUGUUAUAGCAAGGCAUCUGAUACAUAGCCUCAUAGUUAGACGUUUGGAGAUACUGAUAACUAAUCAGUGAUCUUUGGUGGUAGAUACAAUUGAACAACAACGCUUGGGUUAGCCUUUACAGC
This is a messenger RNA of Aspergillus caelatus, 304 nucleotides long. RefSeq lists its product as uncharacterized. Bases 19 to 252 code for a protein of 77 amino acids. The record is from RefSeq and is a predicted model, not a curated record. The transcript has a single exon. NCBI's taxonomy places the organism in Eukaryota, Fungi, Ascomycota, Eurotiomycetes, Eurotiales, Aspergillaceae.